UUCCCUUCCCUUGCCGUCCUGCCCGGCUACCUCGCUCUGCUCUACGCGUAUAAAGUAUAAACCCAGGCCAGGCGGCAUUGCGCUCACCCGCCGGUGCACUUGCUCUCGUCUCUCUGGUCUCCGAAUUUGGCGAUCGCGGGGAGGAAGAAGCGGCGAGGCAUGAAGGAGGUGGCGGCGGCGGGAGCGGGGGUGUCCCCGUGCGCGGCGUGCAAGCUGCUGCGGCGGCGGUGCUCGCCGGGGUGCGUGUUCGCGCCCUACUUCCCCUCCGGCGAGCCGCACCGCUUCGCCAGCGUGCACAAGGUCUUCGGCGCCAGCAACAUCAGCAAGCUCCUCCAGGAGAUUCCGGCAGAGCACCGGGGCGACACGGUGAGCAGCCUGGUGUACGAGGCGAACGCGCGCGUGCGCGACCCCAUCUACGGCUGCGUCGGCGCCAUCACGUCGCUGCAGCGGCAGGUGGAGUCGCUGCAGACCCAGCUCGCGCUGGCGCAGGCCGAGAUGGUCAGGCUCAGGAUGGCCAACGCCUACGGGGCGGCGCGCCACAACGGCGGUGGAAGCACCGCCAGCGGCUCGCCGUCCUCCAUGUCGUCGCCGACCAAGACAGCGGACCAUCACGACAUGGCCGUGGACCAGUCCGGCGUGAUGGAGCUGGAGCUGGAGUGCUCCAGGUUCUGGGCCUACUGAAGCUGGACGACAAGCUAUAUUACUACUUAGGCUGAUUUAGUGCGUGAUCAGGUGAUGGUUUGGUAUAUAUAGAAGUAUCAGUAAAUUUAGUAGCAAAUGGUGACCUAUACUUAAUCCAGCAUGUCCGGGGAUUUUUGGCUGUGCUUGUGUUGACAAGGUAGAAGAGACACUCCUACAGGCUACAGACAUUUGGUAUUUUGGUGUGUGCUUUGUGCUACCCCAUUGCAAGAACCUUGCUGCCCUUUGAAUUCUA
Triticum aestivum (bread wheat) is the source of this 934-nucleotide messenger RNA. RefSeq names its product LOB domain-containing protein 4. Lineage: Eukaryota; Viridiplantae; Streptophyta; Magnoliopsida; Poales; Poaceae. The transcript is spliced from 2 exons. Bases 160 to 681 code for a protein of 173 amino acids. The record is from RefSeq and is a predicted model, not a curated record.